Quercus robur (English oak) is the source of this 576-nucleotide messenger RNA. RefSeq lists its product as uncharacterized. Lineage: Eukaryota; Viridiplantae; Streptophyta; Magnoliopsida; Fagales; Fagaceae. The record is from RefSeq and is a predicted model, not a curated record. Bases 1 to 576 code for a protein of 191 amino acids. The transcript is spliced from 4 exons.
AUGGGAAAAGUGGUGACUCAUUUGCAAUUUAAAAACAAAUGGGAUCAUCUGAGAAAACAGUGGAAGGCUUGGAAGGAGUGUUUUGACCGUGAGACUGGGUUGGGUUAUGAUUCUGUAACUGGCAAGCUUGAGGCCAGUGAUGAGUGGUGGACCCAAAAGAUUGAGUCCAUGGGAAUCAUGUUUGACGGCACAGUUGCAACAGGGAAAAAUGUAUUCUGUACAAGUGUUGAAAUACCAAAGGAAAGCAUUGAAGGGUCUGGGGACUUUGCUGAUAACAAAGAAUUUGUUGACCCCCAAUGUCAACCCUCUACGAAUGUUGACCUAAUGGAGGUUGAAGGCCCAUCAUCAUCGAGGGCAGGACCGGCAGUGAAUAAGGGGAAAGGCUUGAACAUCUCAGAUGUUAUUGUUGAAAGUAGAAGUGUAAGUACUCGUACACCAUUUGCUUCUAUAGCAGCUGUUGAGGUUCAAGCAGUUCUGGACAUGGUGUUGAGCCUACUUGGGGUUAUUGGUAUCCUCACUGAAACAUAUUUAGCCUUGUUGAUGAACUGGGAAUUAAGCCAUUCACAAAUUGGAUAA